This is a messenger RNA of Terrapene triunguis (Three-toed box turtle), 3181 nucleotides long. It is a transcript of the gene MCC, whose product is annotated as MCC regulator of WNT signaling pathway. The record is from RefSeq and is a predicted model, not a curated record. Gene Ontology annotation, cellular component: cytoplasm. Bases 136 to 3171 code for a protein of 1011 amino acids. Gene Ontology annotation, biological process: negative regulation of canonical Wnt signaling pathway. Gene Ontology annotation, molecular function: calcium ion binding. NCBI's taxonomy places the organism in Eukaryota, Metazoa, Chordata, Testudines, Emydidae. The transcript is spliced from 19 exons.
UCGCCACCCCCUGGCUGGCCUUGCGCCGCCGCUCGCGAGCCGCGCUGUGCAUGCACGGCGGGGAGGGCUCGUGCGGACUGAGGGUCCCGAGCACCGCGGGUUGCGCUGCCUGCUCCUCCUCCUGAGCAGAGCCACAUGAUGGCGGCAGCUGCGGCCGUAGUGGUGGAGGUGAGCGUGAGCAGCACCGGGAGUAGCAGCAGCGACACGUCCAGCACAGGCGAGGAGGAGAGGAUGAGGCGCCUCUUCCAGACCUGCGAUGGCGAUGGGGACGGCUACAUCAGCAGGAAUGACUUGCUGAUGGUGUGCCGUCAGUUGAAUAUGGAGGAGUCUGUUGCUGAGAUCAUGCACCAACUAGGAGCAGAUGAAAAUGGGAAGAUUUCCUUUCGGGAUUUUACUCGGUGCCGCAUGCAGCUUGUGCGAGAAAUCAGGAAAGAGGAAGUGGAACUUUCAGUGAAAUCAGAUGACUCUUGUAAAAAGAAGUUGUUAAGGGACAGAAUAGCCUCCUGGCCAACGAGCAGUGAUAACAGUUUGGGUGCCUUAUCAGGUGCUAGAGAAAGCUGGGAAUAUGAUUCUGGUGCAAGAGACCUUCAGAGUCCUGACCUGCAGAGCCAUUCUACCCUACAGAAGCUCUUGGAGUAUGGAGGCAGCAGUAUGGGUCAACAAGCUGCUCUGCAGAAACUGCUAACGCAGGCCUCCAAUCUUAGCAACUCAGUUGGAGGAAGCUAUUUAGAGCUUGCCAACACUCUCCAUUUAGCAGCCCUGGCAUCACUAAAGGGAGAUAUAGUGGAGCUUAAUAAACGUCUGCAGCAAACAGAAAGGGAGCGGGACCUGCUGGAAAAAAAAUUGGCAAAGGCUCAGUGUGAACAGUCUCAUCUAAUGAGAGAGCAUGAAGACGUACAGGAGCGAACAACACUACGCUAUGAGGAACGAAUCACGGAGCUUCACAGCAUUAUCGCUGAAUUAAAUAAGAAGAUUGACCGACUACAAGGAACAACAAUAAGGGAGGAAGAUGAAUAUUCCGAACUACGAUCAGAGCUCAGCCAGAGCCAACAUGAGGCUAACGAAGAUUCACGCAGCAUGGACCAGGAUCAGACUUCUGUUUCAGUACCAGAGAACCAGUCCACUAUGGUCACUGCUGACAUGGAUAACUGCAGUGACUUGAACUCCGAACUGCAGAGAGUGCUGACAGGGCUGGAGAAUGUAGUCUGUGGGAGGAAGAAGAGCAGUUGCAGUUUGUCUGUAGCAGAAGUGGACAGACACAUUGAACAACUCACCACUGCCAGCGAACAUUGUGAUCUAGCUAUUAAGACAGUAGAGGAGAUUGAGGGUGUGCUGGGACGGGAUCUUUAUCCAAACCUGUCUGAAGAGAGAUCUCGGUGGGAAAAGGAGCUGGCUGGUCUGAGGGAAGAAAAUGAGAGCCUCACUGCUAUGCUGUGCAGCAAAGAGGAGGAGCUGAACAGAACCAAGGCCACCAUGAACGCUAUCCGGGAAGAAAGGGACAGAUUGCGCAGAAGGGUUCGGGAACUGCAAACACGUUUACAGAGCAUCCAGGCAACAGGCCCAUCCAGUCCAGGUCGUCUCACUUCUGCAAACCGACCCGUGAACCCCAGUACUGGAGAACUGAGCACCAGCAGUAGCAGCAAUGACAUUCCCAUUGCCAAGAUUGCUGAACGAGUGAAGCUCUCAAAGACAAGGUCAGAGUCUUCAUCGUCUGACCGACCUGUCCUAGGAUCAGAAAUCAGCAGCAUAGGGGUGUCUAGCAGUGUGGCUGAGCACUUGGCCCAUUCUCUCCAAGACUGCUCCAACAUCCAGGAAAUCUUUCAGACGCUCUAUUCACAUGGAUCUGCUAUCUCUGAAAGCAAAAUCCGAGAGUUUGAAGUGGAAACAGAGAGGUUAAAUAGCCGUAUUGAGCACUUAAAAUCCCAGAAUGACUUGUUGACAAUAACGCUGGAGGAGUGCAAGAGCAAUGCUGAGAGGAUGAGCAUGCUGGUUGGGAAAUAUGAGUCCAAUGCCACGGCACUCAGACUUGCACUGCAGUACAGUGAACAGUGCAUAGAAGCAUAUGAGCUGCUGCUGGCUUUGGCAGAAAGUGAACAGAGUCUCAUUCUUGGUCAAUUUAGAGCUGCAGGCGUUGGUUCUGUUGGGGACCAAACAGGUGAUGAGAACAUUACCCAGAUGCUCAAGAGAGCUCACGACUGCAGGAAGACAGCUGAGAAUGCAGCAAAAGCCCUGCUGAUGAAAUUAGAUGGCAGCUGCGGGGGAGCCUAUGCGAUCACUGGCUGUAGCGUACAGCCCUGGGAGAGCCUGUCAUCCAACAGCCACACCAGCACUACCAGCUCAACUGCAAGUAGCUGUGAUACGGAGUUCACAAAGGAGGAUGAGCAGAGGUUGAAGGAUUACAUCCAGCAGCUGAAGAAUGACAGGGCAGCAGUCAAGCUGACCAUGUUGGAGCUGGAGAGCAUCCAUAUUGAUCCCCUUAGUUAUGAUGUCAAACCUCGUGGAGACAGCCAGAGGCUAGAUCUGGAAAAUGCAGUAUUGAUGCAGGAACUCAUGGCAAUGAAGGAGGAGAUGGCAGAGCUUAAGGCACAACUGUACCUGCUAGAGAAAGAGAAGAAAGCACUGGAGUUGAAACUCAGCACUCGAGAGGCCCAAGAACAGGCCUACCUAGUUCACAUUGAGCACCUAAAGUCUGAAGUAGAAGAGCAAAAAGAACAGAAAAUGAGAUCCCUCAGCUCCACCAGUAGUGGCAGCAAAGACAAAUUGGGCAAGGAAUGCACAGAUGGGACCACAACACCAUUAACCCUCGCUGAGCUGAGACCAUACAACGACAGUGAACUGGCUGCAGAACUAACAAAUGCACUCAGACGAGAGAAGAAACUGAAAGGGAGAGUGCAAGAGUUAGUGAGUGCCUUAGAGAGACUCACGAAGAGCAGUGAAAUCAGACAUCAGCAGUCUGCAGAGUUUGUUAAUGACCUGAAAAGGGCAAACAGUAACCUUGUGGCAGCUUAUGAAAAAGCAAAGAAGAAGCAUCAAAACAAACUGAAGAAACUGGAGUCACAAAUGAUGGCCAUGGUUGAGAGGCAUGAGACUCAAGUGAGGAUGCUCAAACAAAGAAUAGCAUUGCUGGAGGAGGAGAACUCAAGACCUCACACCAAUGAAACUUCGCUUUAAAAUUAUAUAU